This is a messenger RNA of Suillus paluster, 372 nucleotides long. RefSeq lists its product as uncharacterized. Gene Ontology annotation, molecular function: protein heterodimerization activity. Gene Ontology annotation, biological process: tRNA methylation; peptidyl-glutamine methylation; rRNA (guanine-N7)-methylation. The transcript is spliced from 4 exons. The record is from RefSeq and is a predicted model, not a curated record. Lineage: Eukaryota; Fungi; Basidiomycota; Agaricomycetes; Boletales; Suillaceae. Bases 1 to 372 code for a protein of 123 amino acids.
AUGGUCCGGCUGAUCACGCAUAAUUUACUCGCAUGCCACGUCAAAGGAUGCACUACAAAUAAUUUUCCACUCGUAUUUCAGGAUGUUCAAGUCGAGCUGCAAGAGGCAGAAUUCAACCCAGACUUCAUUCAGAAUAUGCUGCCUCGAUUGGAAUGGACUGCGCUGGUAAACGCCUCGAAGCAGGUCGGAGAUACGUCGCUACCUCUAGAACAGCCGGAUAUGUUGGACGAUGAGCUGCUUCAGAAGCUUCAUCAUGUUUUGAUGGAGAUCCAUGUUACUGAUGGUGCGAUGGUCUGUCAAAAUUGCAACCACGUAUAUCCCAUAUCUAAUGGGAUCCCAAACAUGUUACUGGCUGAGCACGAAAUCGGCUAA